AUGGGGAUGGGGGUGUCCUGAGAAAGAGGAAUAAAGAGAGAAAGAGAGAGAGAGAGAGAGAGAGAGAAAAGAUAGAAAAAUAAGAAGACCUUGAUAGCUCGAAGGAAUUAAUUAACGUGCAUUUUUAUUUUCUUCUUUUUAUCUUCUUUUCGUAAUCAAUCCACGUUCACAUUAAAAGGCGAUAUCAUUGAUUUCUAACGAGAAAAGACAAUUAAUGUUAAUAAUUAAAGUUCAGUGAAUAACAACGAAUUGAUGAUACCGGUGCACGUUAUUAAAAUCAUAUAUAUAUAUGUAAUUGAAGUAGAAAAUCAUUAACAAGCGAUUUUCAUAGUUCUAUCGAUGAAACCUGAGAGAGUCCUUCCCACGCAUCGUUUCAUCGUUGAUCGCAAAAUUUCUCGCGAUUGGAUCACUCUUCGUUUUAAUUAUCUCACGAAAGGCUUAAUUAAUUAACGUAAUCACUCUCUUCCCGUUUCCUCCUCCUCUCUUUCCCUGUCUCUCUCUCCUUCUCCUUCUCUUUCUCCCUUUCUCCCUCCUUCCUCCUCUCUCUCUCUCUCUCUCUCUCUCUCUCUCCCUCUCUCUCUCUCUCUCUCUCUUUUAUCCGAUUACGAUAUAAAUCCUACCCGACGAAAAUUCUCUCGCUGAUCGUAUUUGCUCGAUAUUAAACGAUCGAGCUUUGAAAUGAAACAAGUGCAAAAAUUGAAUUAAUUUCGAUCUUGAUGAAGACCCAAGAACAUACUCGAAGAGAAAAAAAUAUCUGAUAAAUUUUCAUCGAGCCAUUAUCCUUUAUAACUUUAAAAAUAAGUGAUAAGAUAAUAUUACUAAUAUAUAAGUGAUAAGUGAUAAGUGAUAAGAUAAAACAGAUGAACAUAUAUUUUCCAUAUUUUGAUAAUAUUGAUAUAAUAUAUAUAUAUAUAUACAUAUAUAUAUAUAUAUGUGUGUGUGUGUAUGUGUGUGUAUGAGUAUAAUAUACUGAAGAAAUAAAAAUUAUUGAAAGGAAGAAAGAUAAUCAGUCGUACGGGUUAUAAAAAAUAUAUUGGUCAUUACUUCUGGAUUAUAAGAGAAGCUCAGUAUUCGUCAUCGAUCCAUCUCACGAAUGUAUCGAAAAUAUUUAUUAAAAACGAAGAAGAAAGAGAAGAAAAAAAACGAUUCUUACGUCGUAAUAAAAAAAAACUUUAGAAAAGGAAAAUAAUAACAAUCGAGCGAGAUGUCAUGGUUUUGCGGCAAGUUUGGUCUAAUAGUACUUUUCAUUUCCAUGUGUUGUCUUUAUAUAUUAUCGUUUUAUUUCGAUUUGAGAUUUAAGAACGUUUUAAAUUUCAAGUCAAAUCAAAUGAUCAAUCAUAAUAUGUAUGCGCAACGAUUGAGAGAUCAUAAGAUGUUCAAGAAGAUCCUCUUUUGGAAUGGAAUGUUUGGCAAUAAAAACUUUUAUUUCGGUGACGAUGAUAUCUUCAAAAAUUGUCAAUUUAACGAGUGUUAUGCCACUUACGAUAGAUCUUUCACUGAUGUGGAAAAUUUCGAUGCAAUAUUAUUUCAUGGUGUUGAAUUGAAUGAAAAUGAUUUGCCAAAGGAAAGAAAUAUUAAGCAACGUUACGUUUUCGUUAAUUUGGAAAGUCCAGAGAAUCGACCAAUCACAAAUGACUUAUUUGAGAAUUAUUUUAACGAUACUAUGACUUAUCGAUUGGAUAGUGAUAUUGUUUGGCCUUAUGGUCUUGUUCGUGACUUAAAAACAAAUAAGAUUGUUGCACCUUCUAUUGAUAUCGUUUGGGAUUUUCCUAAUAACAACGAUGAUAAGAGUAACAAAUUGUCUUCUGUAUAUCACUUAAAAGACGACAUAAUGAUUGCAAAUAAAAAAAAGGAAAUAGCUUGGUUGGUGAGUAAUUGUCCAGCCAAAAGUGGGCGUUUGGAAUACGUUAAAGAAUUAUCAAAGUACAUUAGCGUGGAUAUUUAUGGACUAUGUGGCGAUGAUCAGACUUGUCCACAUACACGUAAUUGUUUUAAAGAUAUAAUUGAGCCACAAUAUUAUUUUUAUCUCUCCUUCGAAAAUUCAUUGUGUCAGGAUUACGUCACGGAGAAACUUUACAACCCAUUGAGAUACAACAUAUUGCCGAUCGUUUAUGGAGGAGCCAAUUAUAGUCAAUUCGUACCAAAAGAUUCUUACAUCGACGCAUUAAACUUCGACAGUCCAGAAACAUUAGCAAUUUAUUUAAAACGACUUAUAACGAAUACAAAAGAAUAUCGAGAAUAUUUUCGAUGGAAGAAACAUUAUCGCAUAGAAGAUUCUACAGAUAAUGUCGCUUGCAGCCUCUGCAAGUUUCUUCAUACCGAAAGAAAGAUAAAUACGUAUUCUAGAUUAUCAAAUUGGUAUAGCCGUAACAAAUGUCCUUUACAUAAGUUAUUGAAUAGCACGAAAUAUGUCACAAAAAUGUUAUUGAAUAUCAAGACUUAUAAUAAAACGAAUUAAAAAUUUAA
Molecule: messenger RNA, 2466 nt
Organism: Vespa velutina
Lineage: Eukaryota; Metazoa; Arthropoda; Insecta; Hymenoptera; Vespidae
Gene: FucTC
Product: alpha-(1,3)-fucosyltransferase C-like
Exons: 5
Coding region: 1205-2458 (417 amino acids)
Cellular component (GO): membrane
Molecular function (GO): alpha-(1->3)-fucosyltransferase activity
Source: RefSeq, a predicted model, not a curated record